GAUGGGAUUGCAGCAUGCCUUGUCAAUUUUAUUGCUAAUAAAUAUCUUUAUUGUCCAUGGGAAGUUAACAGGAGAUCAUAUAUGCCUAACAGAAAAGCUGUAUUUAGCUAAUGUAACAGAGACUUACUUGAAAAAUAUAAUUCUGAGAAACUACAAAUGGUGCUUAAAUUUUCCACCAAGAUGUUCUUUUUACACCACUAAGCAGGUUUCUGCUGUCAGAGUCGUGGAAAAGAAUCAAACCAAAGUAGUUGAAGAGUGCUGUGCCAAUUUUGUAGAAAAAGAUGAUCACUGUAUAUCAUCUUGCCCUAGCUGCAUCAAUGGAAUAUGUGAAAAUGGACACUGCAAUUGUCUAGCUGGCUUUAAAGGAAACAGUUGUGAGCUAGUAUGCAGCAAUGGCGAAUGGGGUCCAAAUUGUGCAAGAACUUGUGAAUGUAACAGCCGUUCUUGUGACUCUAUUAAUGGAGUAUGUAUGGAGCAAAGUUCUAGUAUACCAACCGAAAUUUCUAAGACAUCAACUACACUAUCAACAACUGUAACUAAAUUAACUACAGUGCCAACACUAUCAACAGUGCCAAUAGUAUCAACAUUGUCGACAGUACCAACAAAACCAACAGUGCCAACAAUACCUACAGUACCGACAACAGUAUCGACAAUCCCAACGGUACCAACAAUAAAAACGGUACCAACAAUACCAACUAUAAUACCAACAGUGCCAAAAUUAUCAACAAAGCUAAUAGUGAUAACAGAGGAAAACAUUAAAACAACUAGUACCAUAGCAACGACCACUAAGAAAACGCAAAGUGCAACUGAAGAUAAUGUUGAACAAAAUAUCAACAAAAUCUUAUACCCAAGUGACACAGGUUCUAAAAGCACAACAACGAAUUCUACAUCUGUUUCUGGCACUGUUUCGUUUUCUUCAACAAACAAAACCGUAAGUACAAUAGGAGCAACCGAGCAAACUCCAACUACCGCUGAUAAUUUAUUAGUACCCACAGUUCAUGCAGUGACAAAAAUCUUAUCAUCCACUGAGAAACAGAACCCAACGAUGUCUGGUUUGACUUCACCACCUGUUGGUACAGAGAAAAGCAAGUAUACAACCAGAAUCUUCUCCAACGGCUCUAUAGCAACCAACGACGGUCUUCUGAUCCCAGUGGAAGUAGAAUACGGAAGACUUAAAAGUGAUGUACACGAAAACAACAGCAUCAAACCUGUUGGUAAGGAAGAUUAUCUCAACCGAGAUAUACCUGAGAAUAGAGUGUCUUUCAACGAUUUUGCUCUAUUUGGUAUUACUGUACUGCUAGCACUGAUGAUAGUGGUUGUUAUUUUGGUGGUAAACAUAUUGAGAAAGAGGAAAGUUGAGCAGGGCUUGAAGGCUGAAAAUAAUCAUCAGGUUGCUGUUUUUUCAGCCACUAUAUAUCAUUCAGCUGUACCAGAAAUUGUGGAAUACGAGUAUGACCAUCCGCCAUCUAGCAGCUACAGAACAACCUCAGUGUUUAGAACAAACGAAGUUACAGAGGAAACUAUUCCUGAAUAUCAACCUGAACCUAUAUAUGAUGAAAUUCCAAACAAGGUAUUUGAACCAACAACGAGCAGUAUUUCUCCGACGUCGAUAUAUAUAAAUACAUGUGAAUCAACAAAGUUUUGAUUAAAGUUUUUGUGCCAUUUAUGUUUAAUAAAAAACCAAUAAAGUAA
Molecule: messenger RNA, 1692 nt
Organism: Diabrotica balteata
Lineage: Eukaryota; Metazoa; Arthropoda; Insecta; Coleoptera; Chrysomelidae
Source: the annotation of a GenBank genome assembly